Otolemur garnettii (small-eared galago) is the source of this 498-nucleotide messenger RNA. It is a transcript of the gene SPATA19, whose product is annotated as spermatogenesis associated 19. The transcript has 6 exons. NCBI's taxonomy places the organism in Eukaryota, Metazoa, Chordata, Mammalia, Primates, Galagidae. The record is from RefSeq and is a predicted model, not a curated record. The coding region runs from base 1 to 498 and encodes 165 amino acids.
AUGAUCAUUACAACGUGGAUUGUGUACAUUCUCGCCCGGAAAAGUGUGGGGCUCCCCUUCCCACCAAUAACCAGUUCGGACAUUGAUGUUGUGGAGAGCGAGGCUGUAGCCGUAGUACAGCAUUGGUUGAAAAAAACAGAAGAAGAGGCCUCCCAGGGCAUAAAGGACAAGAUGUCCCCCAACUACUCCACUCAGGGCAAAAAGGAGAAGAUGUCCUUCAGCUACCCUCCCACCCAUGGCCAAGACACACACGUAACCAGAGAUUUGAUGAAGCACCAGUUCUCAAAGGCUGAUUUGUCAACAAGCCAGAGUCAAGAUGUGCUGGAGGAGAGAACAAGAAUCCAGUUCAUAAGAUGGAGCCACACCCGUAUCUUCCAAGUGCCGAGCGAGGUGACGGAAAACAUGAUGCGAGACCGGAUAGAGCAGGUGAGACGCAGCAUAUCCCACAUUGCAAAUGAACCAGGUCGGGACAUCAGCAUGACACUUUCAGACUGCUAA